AUGGUCCACCGAGUGACUCAAUCUCUCAUAAACCUGAUCGGUGCCAAUAGUUGGGAGCAUCGUUUCAAAACUGCCAUCAAGACCGCCAAAGAGUCCGGCGCUAAGGAGCUCGCCGAUAUCAAUACCCUCACAGAUCUUUAUAACUACCUUGACGCUUUCCUCCACUGGCUACCCAGCGAGGAUAAAACUGGACUGAAAGUCUACCAAGAGCUAUGUGCCUACCACUACGUCCUCGGCCAGCCGUCCGUCAUCGGUUUGCAAUCCACAAUCUACCCUGGAAACGAAAACCGUGAAGAACUUUCCGAAUUAUCACAAUGGAUGGUCAUGUUCUCGAAUUCUAUCGGUACCUGGCUCGACGAGCCCGGGAAAUCGUUGACGGAGGCACAAUACAAAACUUUCUUGGAGACGCCGGAUACCUAUCCAGAUGGACGUCCUGGAUAUCGUGUAUCUCAGUAUAGACUCCCCGGAUCUGGGGUCUGGUGGAACUACUCUUUCAAUGACUUCUUUACCCGUGAAUUCAAGGACAUUGCAACUCAACGUCCGGUUGGCAACCCCGAUGACCCUCUUACCAUCUGUAACGGUGCAGACAGCAGUUUCGACGGUGCAUGGCCAAUAGAAGACGAUGCAACCGUAACAUUCAACUACAAGAACGCUCACCAAGUCGAAAUCAAAUCUCUACCAUACAAUAUCUCCCAACUCCUUGAUGGAAGCGAAUACUCUAAGAAGUUCGCCGGAGGAACUUUCAUGCACGCCUUCCUAGGACCUGCGGACUACCAUCGUCAACAUUCUCCAGUUGACGGUGAAAUCCUCGAAGCUAAGGUUGUACCUGGCAACGUUUACUUGGAAGUAUACGUCAAACAAGAGGCCGGAAAGGCACCAACCCUCGCCCCAAGACGUCCACUCAACCCUAUUCAUCACACCCGAGUGAUACCACGCCACAGCACCAGCUAUAUUGGCAAGAAACUCCAGAUCCCCCUUUCCGGUGCUAGUCCCGACGAUAAGGAGGUCAAAGACCUUGAUGCACCGGAUUUCCCUGGUUACCAAUUCUCACAGGCCCGUGGUAUGAUGGUCAUCAAAACAGAGGCUAUUGGCCUUGUGGCAUUCUUACCUAUCGGUAUGAGCCACGUCAGCAGCGUGGUUAUCAAGGACAACAUAAAGCCUGGGUAUAAAGUGAAGAAAGGAGAGGAGUUGAGCAAGUUUAUGUUCGGAGGAAGUGAUUAUAUUAUGUGCUUCCAGCGAGGUGUCAAGUUGGACUUUGAUAAGUAUAAGAUCCAGCAGAAUAAGUGGUACGCAGUGAGGAGUCCUUACAUUCAGGCAGAGUUGACGGAUGAGUUUCAGACUGUUGGGGAAUAUGGGUAUUAG
This is a messenger RNA of Orbilia oligospora ATCC 24927, 1362 nucleotides long. RefSeq lists its product as uncharacterized. Gene Ontology annotation, molecular function: phosphatidylserine decarboxylase activity. The record is from RefSeq and is a predicted model, not a curated record. The transcript has a single exon. NCBI's taxonomy places the organism in Eukaryota, Fungi, Ascomycota, Orbiliomycetes, Orbiliales, Orbiliaceae. Gene Ontology annotation, biological process: phospholipid biosynthetic process. Bases 1 to 1362 code for a protein of 453 amino acids.